AUGAGAUUCCUGAUAAUCUGCGCUCUCGUGGCUGUAGCCAUCGCCAACCCUGUCCAGAUUCAGCCAGACAAUGGUGUCGUUGUCGUCGGAAACGAAGAUUCCUAUGAACCAAUCAGCGUUGACCCAGUAAUCAUUGAUGAGGGUCUCAUCCAACCACCAAUGCCAAUCGUUCAAAUCAUCAUAAAGGUCAAUUCCAAAAGUCAAAUUGUUGAUGUAGCCAUUCCUACACCAGUUAUAGUUGCUGAUCAAGAAGAAGCUAACCCCGACUCAGUUAUACUGCCCCAACCCGUCCUACCAGUUCCUGUGCCCGAACCAGGAAUCAUUGGCGAACCAGUCUUGCCUCCCCAAAUCAUACCUGUUGUCCCAGCCCCUGAUAUAGAAUAC
This is a messenger RNA of Brenthis ino (lesser marbled fritillary), 384 nucleotides long. The record is from the annotation of a GenBank genome assembly. Lineage: Eukaryota; Metazoa; Arthropoda; Insecta; Lepidoptera; Nymphalidae.